Molecule: messenger RNA, 1535 nt
Organism: Phragmites australis (common reed)
Lineage: Eukaryota; Viridiplantae; Streptophyta; Magnoliopsida; Poales; Poaceae
Product: ubiquitin receptor RAD23b-like
Exons: 13
Coding region: 135-1250 (371 amino acids)
Biological process (GO): nucleotide-excision repair; proteasome-mediated ubiquitin-dependent protein catabolic process
Cellular component (GO): cytosol; nucleoplasm
Molecular function (GO): proteasome binding; polyubiquitin modification-dependent protein binding; ubiquitin binding
Source: RefSeq, a predicted model, not a curated record
CCCCAAAUUCUAGAGCCUUCCGCCGCGCGACGUUUUCCCCCUAAAACCCUAGCCCACGCAGCUGGAGCGGAGGGGCGGAGCCUCGGAUUCCCGCGCCACCGGCGCCGGCACGGCGAGCCUCCGCCGCCACCGCCAUGAAGCUGACGGUGAAGACCCUCAAGGGCACCCAUUUCGAGAUACGGGUGCAGCCCAACGACACCAUUAUGGCUGUGAAGAAGAACAUCGAAGAGAUACAAGGAAAGGAUAGCUAUCCAUGGGGCCAACAACUACUGAUUUACAACGGGACGGUUUUGAAAGAUGAAAGUACAUUGGAUGAGAAUAAAGUCAGUGAAGAUGGGUUUCUAGUUGUCAUGCUUAGUAAGAGUAAAACAUCUGGUUCAAGUGGAGCUUCAUCUGCCCAGCCCUCAAGCACUCCAGCAACCAGGCAGGCACCUCCUCUGGAUGCUCCACGACAAGCUCCUCAACCCCGGGUGGCACCAACUACAACUUCUCAGCCUGAAGGACCUCCUGCUGAGGCCCCUUCAAACACACAUGACAAUGCAGCAUCAAAUCUACUGUCAGGAAGCAAUCUUGACACAAUGAUUAACCAUCUAAUGGAGAUGGGUGGGGGCAGUUGGGACAGAGAUAAAGUCCAAAGGGCUCUCCGUGCCGCUUAUAACAACCCGGAACGUGCUGUUGAAUAUCUGUACUCUGGUAUUCCCGUAACAGCUGAAGUUGCUGUUCCAAUUGGUGUUCAAGGAGAAAACACAACCAAUCCAGCUCCUACUCCUACUGGGGAAGCCGAUCUCUCUGGAAUUCCAAACACUGCUCCACUAAAUCUUUUCCCACAGGGGGGUUCCAAUGCUGGAGGUGGUGCUGGUGGUGGACCGCUUGAUUUUCUUAGAAAUAACCAACAGUUUCAAGCACUCCGGGGAAUGGUCCAUACAAAUCCACAAAUUUUGCAGCCUAUGCUCCAGGAAUUGAGCAAGCAGAAUCCUCAAAUUCUAAGGUUGAUUCAAGAGAAUCAUGAUGAGUUCAUUCAAUUACUAAAUGAACCCUUUGAAGGUGGCGAUGGGGACUUCUUAGAGCAACCUGACCGGGAUGAAAUGCCUCAUGCUUUUAAUGUUACACCAGAAGAGCAGGUGGCCAUUGGACGGCUUGAAGCCAUGGGGUUUGACAGACCACGUGUCAUUGAAGCAUUCUUUGCCUGCGACAGGAAUGAGCAGCUAGCUGCAAACUAUCUUCUUGAGCAUGCUGGUGAGGAAGAUUAAGAGGGAAUAGUUUACAUUUGCUUUUUCUGGACAUCUGACCCAAAUUAAUCGAGACUGCAGAAGUUCCAAAUGACUACGAAAAGUUGUGAUGCAAACACUCGGUUGAAUUUAUCUCUCAUGUACUAGACCUAUAUUACACGUUGCCUUAUACAUUUAAAGACAUGUAGCUGAACAUUUAAAUAGAAUGCUUCUGUAGUGUUUUCCCAGCAUUACGUUUCUCAUGUACUAAACAUCAGUUCUGAUGGUGUACGCAUAGGGUACAAGUACGAGACAAGUUUGGGUUCA